UUACAUUUUUAAUUAACGAUGCCAAGUACUUGUUGUUGUGUACCUGGAUGUCAUUUAAGAGGAGGACAUACAUUUCCAAAUGACUUAAAAAGAAGGAAAAGUUGGAUCAAAGCCAUGGCCCAUACACAGAUUGGACGAGAACACGAUGAAAUCGUGGAGUCCAUCUCAAUCAGCUGUUGUUAGCAAGGCACAUUUUACUGAAAAAGACUACGUGCAGGAAACUAUUCAUGGGCUCAAACCCACCAUACAUAGACUUAAGUCUACUGCCAUUCCCAGCCUAUUUUCCUGGACCAAACAAGAGACUGAAUCGUCCGCAAAAAGAAAAAUCAGGGCAGUUUCCUGUGAAAACAAAAGAACUAAACUUGAUGAAUAUUGUAGUAGAAAUCUAGAGGAAAGUUUUGAUUGUAAAGUUGAUUUUCCUGAAGAAGUCAUUCAUACUGCAGAAAGGAUUUAUGACUGUCCACCACCAACUGCCGAGCUAAUGUUGAGCUUCACAGAUGGAAUUACGCAAACACCAUCAAUGCCUAUGUUUUCAGCAGAGAAUUUUGAAAUGAAGACACGUGACACAGCCAUGCAUUUUUAUACCGGUUUAGAGUUGUAUACUAAAUUUUUAUUUGUUUUGACCACACUUGGUCCAGCAGCACAUUGUUUGAGAUACAUAUAUUUUCAAAUUGAAAGGGUGUCAGUUGAAAAUCAGUUAUUUUUAUGACUUUGAUGAAAUUGAGGCAUUAUACAACCAACUUUGAACUGUCUAGAUUCUAGAUUGAAUCUAGUGUUAAGAAUAUUGUGUAUACAUGGAUUGUUUUUAUGUCUAAACAGUGGUGUGAGGCUAACACUUGGCCAUCUAGUGGUUUAGUCAGGUAUUUUUCGCCAUCCAACUUCAAAUUAAAGUUUCCUACAACUUGGAUUAUUAUUGACAGCACAGAAUAUCCCGUGAUAAAACCUAAGGCUCCUAUAGCUCAGGCAACCUUUUCAUCAUAUAAAAAUAGAAACACUGAAAAUACUUGUAUGUUCGAC
Messenger RNA from Mytilus californianus (California mussel), 1017 nucleotides. RefSeq lists its product as uncharacterized. The record is from RefSeq and is a predicted model, not a curated record. Bases 146 to 709 code for a protein of 187 amino acids. Lineage: Eukaryota; Metazoa; Mollusca; Bivalvia; Mytilida; Mytilidae. The transcript is spliced from 2 exons.